Messenger RNA from Vombatus ursinus (common wombat), 1806 nucleotides. RefSeq names its product ring finger protein 222 (gene RNF222). The record is from RefSeq and is a predicted model, not a curated record. The transcript is spliced from 3 exons. NCBI's taxonomy places the organism in Eukaryota, Metazoa, Chordata, Mammalia, Diprotodontia, Vombatidae. Bases 193 to 852 code for a protein of 219 amino acids.
CACUUGCUCUCUGGCCCCAACCUUGGCUGUCUGGCCCUCACCCCGGACUCAUAUGGAGGUGUUAAGUGGAUGGGUAGAUUCCUGUCAUCUCAUCUGGGCCAAAAGGAAGAUACUGGCAUCCUAAAAGGUGAAGAGACUUUGUCCAAGGUCACACAGUAAGCUGACAGAAGCUUGUAUAUUGCUGGAGCUGCCAUGUCAGAAGGAGAGAGCAAGGACAGCGUGGGCAGUGAGUGUCCUGUGUGCUAUGAGAAGUUUCGGGACCUAGAGGGAGCCAGUCGGACACUGAGCUGUGGCCAUGUCUUCUGCCAUGACUGCCUUGUUAAGUACCUGCUUUCAUGCAAAGUGGAUGGGCAGAUCCAAAGGACCAUCAUCUGUCCUAUCUGCCGCUAUGUCACCUUCCUCAGUAAAAAGAGUUCUCGUUGGCCCUCUUUGUCAUCAUCGGAGAAGAGUCCCCAGACCUUGGCAAUCCCUGUGGGCUUAGAUAACCUGCCCUCUCUGGAUGCCUUGGGACACACAAACCCUCUAACCAUUCCUCAUCCUCUCUGGGUUCCUUCUCAGGGCCAGACGAGGGUACUCACCCAAAGCCCUUCAUUUCCCAGGGACCUGCUGCCCAGCCUAGUCCGAGAGCCCCAGAUCUUUAUCAUCAGUCCACAUGGGAUGCCACUAGGGGAAGAGGACAGUGUCCUGCCCAGGCAGAGUCUAGCUGACCUCUCAGAAGCAUCUCCAGCACGAAGUUCUUUCUGCUCCUAUUGCUGCCGUUCUCGAGUAAUGCUGCUGCUAAUUCUCAUCACAAUAGUGGCUGUGAUAGCCACUAUCCUUCCCUGGGUCCUACUGGUGAGGAAGGAGGCAUGACUUUGUCUGGGGAUGCAUCUGUACAAAGUCCCAUUAAAGAGCAGCCCUAGAAGCUAAGAAGCUUCUGAGCCAGACAGAAACCCAGAGAGCUCAGCCUCACACAAUCACAGAUAUUUUCAGCAUUAGAAGGGAAAGGACAGAAGUCUUGAGGGACCCGGAAGCUAAAAACAAUGCUGGUUCCAUCUAACUAAGCCACUCGGAGUUCUCAGGCAGGGUUAAAUGACCUAGGAGAGGAUGGGGAAAUCUUAGUAUAGUUCUGCUACAGGAUUGGGAAAAGUGGUGGUUUUUUUUCCUACCAGCUAGCCCAGGAGGGAGUCAGGGCAAGGGAAGUUAAAGACAAGACAAAGUGCAUCUUCUUGUUAUUCAGCCUCAGAGUCCAGUUUGGAGAUGGAGAUUCUGGAGGCUGGAAAUGGGACUUGAAGGGUUGAUCCUAAAGGGGUAAUAUGUCAGAGGGAAUAGUAACACCAGCUGCCUACUGGGAAGCACAUGCUUGAACCGAGGUCAGCUAAUAACAUCCCUUUGCCCUCCAGUCCCACUUCAGAGCAAUGCUCAUAAAGAGGAAGGAUUCCUACCUAAAUGACCAAGGAACAGAGGAUACUUCAUUCACAGACAGCCCCAGUAUUUGGGACUCUGAUAACCUUCACUUUUACCAUGAGGCCCCAAAGAAGGAAUGACACUUAGGGAGGCAUCUUAGUAAGCCAGAACCACUCCUUCCUCCAAUAAAGGAGGGGUCUAUGGAAAAGGCCUUCCAUUCCUUUCCUGUUCAGGCAGAACAGAAUCCAGGGGAAAGCAGAAAGUGUUGAGGCUGCCUCUUCCCUCUUCUUAUAGGAUCAUGAGCCCUUCUCUUUCCCUUCAGGGAAGGCUUUAUUGCUCACUGAUCUGGCAUGAGACCACAGAAAAGACUCACUGAUACAAAAGAAGUUCUGGCUUGCCAAAAAAAAAAAAAAAAAAAAG